This is a messenger RNA of Peromyscus maniculatus bairdii (prairie deer mouse), 555 nucleotides long. NCBI's taxonomy places the organism in Eukaryota, Metazoa, Chordata, Mammalia, Rodentia, Cricetidae. The record is from RefSeq and is a predicted model, not a curated record.
AUGACAUGUCGUGCUUGCGCUUCCACAGUGAUUCGGAGACUCCGAGAAUGGAGCUAUUAUGGACUGACAGCGGGGCACGGCGGCCACAAGGUGGCGCUGACCACCCGGUCCUCACCAGAUCCUCUCUUGCUCCAGUGGAUACACCCACCAGAGACACAUGUGACCCAUCACCCCAGAUCUCAAGGUGAUGUCACCCUGAGGUGCUGGGCCCUGGGAUUCUACCCUCCUGACAUCACCCUGACCUGGAAGAGGGAUGAGGAGGGACAGACACAGGACAUGGAGCUUGUGGAGACCAGACCUGCAGGGGAUGGAAGCUUCCAGAAGUGCAGUGUGGUGGUGCCUUUUGGAGAGGAGCUGAAAUACACAUGCCAUGUACAGCAUGAGGGUCUACCUGAGCCCCUCACCCUGAGAUGGGAGCCUCCUCAGUCCUUCCCCAUCAUGACCAUUGUUGGUGCUGUCCUUGGAGCUGUGCUGAUCUUAGGUUUUAUCAUUGGAGGUGUUAUGAUGUGGAUGAGGAAGAACACAGGUAUGGAAGGACAAGGUCUGGUGGAAUAG